Molecule: messenger RNA, 2019 nt
Organism: Lymnaea stagnalis (great pond snail)
Lineage: Eukaryota; Metazoa; Mollusca; Gastropoda; Lymnaeidae
Source: the annotation of a GenBank genome assembly
AGGGCCAGUCUCUGUCCACUGAUGACCUGCUCUCACUAGUGUAUGAGCAAUGGCUUCUGUCAGAUUUAUCUGAAAUAGGAGAGAGUGUAUUACCUGCAGAUGUGACGUAUGCUGAUAAAAUGGAACUCACAAGCAAUUACCCUCUUCAGGUAAGGAUAUGAAUAGUUAUGCUAUAUGAACUUGUCAUUUCUAUUUUUUGGAAAUGUUUAUAAAAAUACAAAAUUGAAUAUUAUUUUCUUGCAGCUGAUUUCUGUCAUUGAUGUUGGAUUUCCUCUGUAUGGUCAAAUGCAGAAAUUGCAAGGCAGAGAGAAUCCUAAUGAAGAAGUGUCUGCUGACAAGCCCUUCCAACCAGCAGUGAGUGAAGAAUACUUAUAGAAUUACUCUUUCAAAUUUAUGUGCAAAACAUUUUUACAUUUUUAUAGAAAAUUUUGAUAAAAAUUGUAAUGAAUCAAUCAAAGCUAAAGGGAUUUAUCUUAGCAAAACAACCUAAAAGAAUUAAAGGUGUAACACUUUAUUUCCAUGUGAGGUAGUUAGGAUGCCCCCAAUUUUAUCCUUUAUAUCCAAAAAAUACUGAUAGUAAUAGGCAACUAUAACACAGCAAAACGACAAAUUCAUGAAUAAUCUCACCUUGGCCUUGCACACAUUCUAAAAUGUUUACAUCAUUCCCAAAUUGUUAAAUCACAACUUGUAAAUGAAGAGUUUUUUCCCACAGAUAAAUAGUAACUCUGUCAAAAAUGGCUCAGAUGAUGAAUUUGAUAGCAAUUUAUAUGUAAUUAUAGAUACUUCAUGGGUUAUUAAUUUUAUCUGUACUAAUACAGAUUUCCGUAUUUAAAUUACAAAGGUGUAAUAAAUAUCGAAUGUCAUGGCAAAGUUAUUGAGUUUCUUAUAUUACUUAUAACCUUAUGUUUCACCUUGGCCGUGGAAAAAGUCUUUUGGAUAGAAGGAGCAUUUUACUCUAUGCGUGAUGUAGUUAUAAAUAGUUAAGAAAAAAGCGAUAUUUAUAUUUCAUAAAAAAUUUAUUUCAAUAUAUUGAAAUUUCUGUUCUAUCCAUUUGUGUGUACAGUGGGAGCCUAAACAAUCUCGGAUGCUGCUCCUUCAGUUGACAGAUGGACAUAUUCAAGUUAAGGCAAUGGAGUACCAACCUAUACAAAAUUUAAGUUGUCAGUUGCCAAGUGGAUCAAAGGUAAAAAGUAGACUUGAAAUUUAUGUUAUUAAUAAACUUUUAAUUUGAAAAUUGAAUCAUCAAAAUCUUUACUUCUCACAAACAUUCAUGGUAUUUGAUGCCUUCAAACACAACCUUCUGCAUUAAUCUUACACCCUUAUUUUGAUCUACCAAUAACUGGUAGUCCUAAACAGGUGAGGUUAUAAGUUUCUAUAGUUUGGUCUACGAGUGACUGGACUUUCAUAAAGUCAUAUUUAAUAAUUUAAUGCAACACAGAUUUAUGGUUGUUGAUAUAUAUUUUAUCCAGUCUCACAGCUCACUACACAGACUAGGCUUCUGCACAAACUAAGUCCCAAAUAUAUGUUAGUCAGCUGUUGCUUCGGCUCUACUAAUUAAUCUAAUAAGUACACAGUGAUCUAAACUCUAAAAAAAAAAUGCAUACACACAUUAAUAACAGGUAUCUUGACAACAUAGUAAUAGAUCUCACUACACACCCAAAACAUACACUAAAAUAAAAAUGAUGCGCAACCAUUCCACAACAUAUUCUAGCCUCAACAAGAGGUAUAUGAAGUUUCCAAAGUAAGAGAUCCUUCUUGUUUCAGAGAUCUCAUUUUCCCCACCUUUGUGUCAAUGCUCUUUCUAAUAUCUUUCUCCCCACUAAAAUAUUUGCUGAUGCCAUUUAAAAUAAAUGUUAUGACUCUUAUUAUCUCUUAUUAUAGAUGAUGCUCAUUGGACCAUUAAUAUGUAUGAGAGGUAUGAUACUGCUGACACCUGGGAGUAUUCAAGUACUUGGAGGAGAAGUUGAUGAGCUAGUAGAACAAAAUAUGCCUUUGAAUAAUCUAGAAAAAGUUAUGUAA